Molecule: messenger RNA, 4675 nt
Organism: Lytechinus pictus (painted urchin)
Lineage: Eukaryota; Metazoa; Echinodermata; Echinoidea; Temnopleuroida; Toxopneustidae
Product: zinc finger protein 721-like
Exons: 6
Coding region: 147-4556 (1469 amino acids)
Biological process (GO): regulation of DNA-templated transcription
Molecular function (GO): RNA polymerase II cis-regulatory region sequence-specific DNA binding; DNA-binding transcription factor activity, RNA polymerase II-specific
Source: RefSeq, a predicted model, not a curated record
AAACACACGCGUACUGCUGUCUCUCCACCGUACCCACUUACGUAAUGAAGCUCUCAUUGUAUUACAUCAAUACAUGUGUAUACCGUAUACCCCCAAGGCUAGAUGUUGCCCUAAAUUGCCAGAUUGUGAAUCAUUAGUCAUCAAAUAUGACUUCUGGGUCAAACAUCAAUCCACCAAUGUUCACGCAACAUCUGCAAGGAAUAAAGAUAGAGAUCAAAGAGGAAAGUGAUGAUGAGGAUGAUUACGAGUCAAGAGGAUUGGAGGUCGGUCCACCGAUGUUCAUGCAACAUCUGCAAGAAAUAAAGAUAAAGAUCAAAGAGGAAAGUGAUGAUGAGGAUGAGUACAACAAGUCAAGAGAAUCACCCUGUUCAACAAUGGAUGAUCAGCAGGACAGCCAUCAAAAUGAAAAUGAGAUACAUGAAGAGAUUCUAAAACCGUAUACUAUCAAAUUUGAGACUGACUCUGAUGAUGAUGGCAAUACAAUAGAUGAUGCGUACCAUAUGCGAAUGAAUGAUCUCCUUGGAUUGAAAGGCUUUGAAAGAGACAUCCAAACACUAACUAAUCCAACAACAUCAGGUCAUCAGGGGACUCAGUCAGGUGAUCCCAACACUCAAUCAUGUGACCAGAAGGCAGAACACACGUUGACAGAGUUAGCUUCGGAAGGUGACAAGAAUACCGAGCAAUCGGGUGAUCAGAAGACAGAACAAAGUUUGACAGAAGGAGCUUCGGGACUUGACCAUACUGCCAACCAAUUGGGUGAUCUCAACACUCAGUCAUGUGAUCUAAAGAUAGAACACACUUUGACAGAAGUAGCUUCAGGGGUCGAUCAGACCACCAAGCAAUCAGACGAUCUCAACACUCAAUUAGGUGAUCAGAAGACAGAAUACACUUUGACAGAAGUAGCUCCAGGAAGCAACCAGAAUCAACUGCGAGUUGGAGGAGCUGAUGGAAAUAUUAAAUCUCUCCCAGAUUCUGGAAUCUAUAGCAGCAAAUACCGUGGAUCACCAUAUGCUAUUCCUCUCAUCUUAGCAAGGCAUCUCGACUACCAACAUGGAAUAAGCAGUAUAUACAUGCCUGCAGAUGCAUCAGAAGAACAUAUUUUGACAUUCCCUAAUGAAGGAAUACAAGAACCUUUGAGCAAUGAUGAAGUUGAGGAGCCAUAUGCCUGUGAUCAGGGUGAUAAAGAACUCAAUCAAGUUGGUGAUCAUGUUGGAGAUGCGCCGAAUAGCAAAGCAAGUGAUAAAGACCAUGUAUGCCAUCAAUGUGGUAAGGCAUUUAAUCAAUCUGGUGAACUCACAAGACAUAAACUAAUCCAUACUGGUGAGAAACCCUAUGUAUGUGACCAGUGUGGUCAAGCAUUUAGUCGUAAUUAUCUCAAAAUAAUACAUAAACGUAUCCACACAGGUGAGAAGCCCUAUGUAUGUGAUCAAUGUCAUAAGGCAUUUAGCAAUCGUUAUGCUCUCUCCAUACAUAUAGGAAUCCAUACAGGUGAGAAACCUUAUGUAUGUGAUCAAUGUGGUAAGACAUUUAGUCAAUCACGUCACCUCAUUACACAUAAAAAUAUCCAUACACCUAAACAUAUCCAUACACCUGAGAAGCUCUAUACGUGUGAUCAAUGUGGCAAGGCCUUUAAUAAAAAAUGCAAUCUCACAGCACAUAAGCGUAUCCAUACAGGUGAGAAACCUUAUGUAUGUGAUCAAUGUGGUAAGGCAUUUAGUCAAUCAACACACCUCAGUAGACAUAAACAUAUCCAUACACCUAAACAUAUCCAUACACCUGACAAGCUCUAUACGUGUGAUCAAUGUGGCAAGGCAUUUAAUCAGAAAGGCAAUCUCACAGCACAUAAGCAUAUCCAUACAGGUGAAAAACCUUAUGUAUGUAAUCAAUGUGGUGAGGCAUUUCAUCAGAAAGGCAAUCUCAAAGUACAUAAGCGUAUCCAUACAGGUGAGAAACCUUAUGUAUGUGAUCAAUGUGGUAAGACAUUUAGUCAAUCACGUCACCUCAUUACACAUAAAAAUAUCCAUACACCUAAACAUAUCCAUACACAUGAGAAGCUCUAUACAUGUGAUCAAUGUGGUAAGGCCUUUAAUCAAAAAUGCAAUCUCACAGCACAUAAGCUUAUCCAUACAGGUGAGAAACCUUAUGUAUGUGAUCAAUGUGGUAAGGCAUUUAGUCAAUCAACACACCUCAGUAGACAUAAACAUGUCCAUACACAUAAACAUAUCCAUACACCUGACAAGCUCUAUACGUGUGAUCAAUGUGGCAAGGCAUUUAAUCAGAAAGGCAAUCUCACAGCACAUAAGCGUGUCCAUACAGGUGAAAAACCUUAUGUAUGUAAUCAAUGUGGUGAGGCAUUUCAUCAGAAAGGCAAUCUCAAAGUACAUAAGCGUAUCCAUACAGGUGAGAAACCUUAUGUAUGUGAUCAAUGUGGUAAGACAUUUAGUCAAUCACGUCACCUCAUUACACAUAAAAAUAUCCAUACACCUAAACAUAUCCAUACACAUGAGAAGCUCUAUACAUGUGAUCAAUGUGGUAAGGCCUUUAAUCAAAAAUGCAAUCUCACAGCACAUAAGCUUAUCCAUACAGGUGAGAAACCUUAUGUAUGUGAUCAAUGUGGUAAGGCAUUUAGUCAAUCAACACACCUCAGUAGACAUAAACAUGUCCAUACACAUAAACAUAUCCAUACACCUGACAAGCUCUAUACGUGUGAUCAAUGUGGCAAGGCAUUUAAUCAGAAAGGCAAUCUCACAGCACAUAAGCGUGUCCAUACAGGUGAAAAACCUUAUGUAUGUAAUCAAUGUGGUGAGGCAUUUCAUCAGAAAGGCAAUCUCAAAGUACAUAAGCGUAUCCAUACAGGUGAGAAACCUUAUGUAUGUGAUCAAUGUGGUAAGACAUUUAGUCAAUCACGUCACCUCAUUACACAUAAAAAUAUCCAUACACCUAAACAUAUCCAUACACAUGAGAAGCUCUAUACAUGUGAUCAAUGUGGUAAGGCGUUUAAUAAGAAAAGCAUUCUCAAAGGACAUAAGCGUAUUCAUACAGGUGAGAAGCCGUUUGUAUGUGGUCAGUGUGGUCAAGCGUUUAAUCGGGAAUGUAAUCUAAAAGUGCAUAAACAACUCCAUACAGGUGAGAAGCCCUAUGUAUGUGAUCAGUGUGGUCAAGCGUUUAAUCGUAAUGAUCAUCUCAAAAUACAUAGACGUAAGCAUACAGGUGAGAAGCCCUAUGUAUGUGAUCAAUGUGGAAAGGCAUAUUAUGAAUCCAGUGGUCUGAGAAAACAUAAACAUAUCCAUGAUGAGAAGCCCUAUGUAUGUAAUCAAUGUGGUGAGGCAUUCAAUACAUCUAGUGAUCUCAAAAUACAUAGACGUAUCCACACAACUGAGAAACCCUUUGUAUGUGAUCAGUGUGGUAAAGGGUUUAGUUUUGAAAAACGUCUCACGAGGCAUAAACAGAUCCAUACACGUGAGAGGCAAGACAAGCAAUAUGAAUGUGAUCAAUGUGGCAAGGCGUUUAAUCUGAAAGGCAAUCUCAAAGUACAUAAGCGUAUCCAUACAGGUGAGAAACCUUAUGUAUGUGAUCAAUGUGGUAAGGCAUUUAAUCAAUCAACAGCCCUCAGUGCACAUAAACAUAUCCAUAAACCCAAACAUAUCCAUACACCUAAACAUAUCCAUACACAUGAGAAGCUAUAUACAUGUGAUCAAUGUGGUAAGGCGUUUGAUAAGAAAAGCAUUCUCAAAGCACAUAAGCGUAUUCAUACAGGUGAGAAGCCGUUUGUAUGUGAUCAGUGUGGUCAAGCAUUUAAUCAGGAAUGUAAUCUAAAAGUGCAUAAACGACUCCAUACAGGUGAGAAGCCCUAUGAAUGUGAUCAAUGUGGCAAGGCGUUUAAUCUGAAAGGCAAUCUCAAAGUACAUAAGCGUAUCCAUACAGGUGAGAAACCUUAUGUAUGUGAUCAAUGUGGUAAGGCAUUUAAUCAAUCAACAGCCCUCAGUACACAUAAACAUAUCCAUACACCUAAACAUAUCCAUACACCCAAACAUAUCCAUACACCUAAACAUAUCCAUACACCCAAACAUAUCCAUACACCCAAACAUAUCCAUACACCUAAACAUAUCCAUACACAUGAGAAGCUCUAUACAUGUGAUCAAUGUGGUGAGGCGUUUAAUAGGAAAAGCAAUCUCAAAGCACAUAAUCGUAUCCAUACAGGUGAGAAGCCGUUUGUAUGUGAUCAGUGUGGUCAAGCAUUUAAUCGUAAUUAUCAUCUCAAAAUACAUAGACGUAAGCAUACAGGUAAGAAGCCCUAUGUAUGUGAUCAAUGUGGAAAGGCAUAUCAUGAAUCCAGUGGUUUAAAAAAACAUAAACAUAUCCAUGGUGAGAAGCCCUAUGUAUGUAAUCAAUGUGGCAAGGCCUUUAAUCAGAAAGGCAAUCUCACAGUACAUAAGCGUAUCCAUACAGGUGAGAAACCUUAUGUGUGUGAUCAAUGUGGUAAGGCAUUUAAUCAAUCUGGUUCCCUCAGUAUACAUAAACAUAUCCAUAAACCUAAACAUAUCCAUACAGGUUAGAAGCCGUUUGUGUGUGAUCAGUGUGGUAAAGGCCUGGUCACACCGCCCGAGCGUUGUUGGAGCGGUAGGGAGAGAGGGUCGAAUUUCGACAACGCUUGUCACCGCUCACAAAAUUGGGG